Molecule: messenger RNA, 680 nt
Organism: Nematolebias whitei (Rio pearlfish)
Lineage: Eukaryota; Metazoa; Chordata; Actinopteri; Cyprinodontiformes; Rivulidae
Gene: timm9
Product: translocase of inner mitochondrial membrane 9 homolog
Exons: 4
Coding region: 253-525 (90 amino acids)
Source: RefSeq, a predicted model, not a curated record
UUUUGUGACACUUUCGUCACAGUUUGUUCCUAGCAUUCUAUUUUUCAAAACCAUUUAAGCUUGGUAUUUAUGAAAAGUACAACAUAAUUUAGAGAGAAAAAUAUUAUCUGGAACGGCUCUAAAAUGAAGGGAAUUAUACAGAAAUUUUAAACGUUUGAAAGUUUUGUGCGGAAUCUGCGACUGAGAGUGCAUCUGCGCCCUUCAUGGUUCUGAGACGGACACACGACGGUUCCGACUCACGCAGAGUGAAGCAUGGCGGCGGCCCAGGUGUCCGAGUCCGACCAGAUCAAGCAGUUCAAAGAGUUUCUAGGAACGUACAACAAGGUGACGGAGAACUGUUUCAUGGACUGCGUCAAAGAUUUCACCGGGAGAGACGUGAAGCCAGAGGAGUCCAGCUGCUCCGAGUCCUGCCUGCAGAAGUACCUGAAGAUGACCCAGAGGAUCUCCAUGCGCUUCCAGGAGUACCACAUUCAGCAGAACGAAGCUCUCGCUGCAAAAGCCGGACUGCUGGGCCCGCCUCGCUGAACUGCUCAUAGUCCCGUUCCAGCUGGGCCGCGGUCUCCAGAAGAAGGACUGAACUUGUUCUGUUGUAGUUUCAUCCUGAGCCAGAGCUCCAACACCUGACCGUACCCCCACACCAUGAAGGUCCUGCAGCUCCAGAGCAGAGUCCAAGAACCUGA